AUGGCCAUACUCCUAAUGGAAGGAUAUGAAUUUUAUGAAAAAAAAAACAUUCCCUUCUCCGUAAUUCGUUCUUCUGACCAGAAUAUUUCUAUUCAAUGCCUCUUCCAAAGUGUCCCUUUAGUAAUCUCAGCAAUCUAUGUCAGUAACAAUGGUACUACUAGAAGGCUCAUUUGGCAGCAUAUUCAUGAUCUUGAAGCUAACAUAGGUCAUCUCCCAUGGAUCCUUGGAGGUGACUUCAACAUCAUCCUCCACUCUAAUGAAAGUUUUGACAAUGAUCUCAUUGGCCCUUUGACUUCUCCAGAUAUGAGAGAGUUCCAAAAUGUCCUCCAUGAUCUGUAUUUAUUUGACCACCCUUUCUUUGGUCCUUUGUUUACCUUGAGCAAUAAACAACAAAGUUCUUUUCUGGCUAGGAAGCUCGAUAGAGUCCUUAUAAACUCUUCUUGGGCGACAACGUUCAAAGACUCUCAUGUUGAGUUCCUUUCCCCCGGAAUUUCUGACCAUUGUCUUGCACAAGUUUGGCUCAGUAAAGAACUGCAAGCUAAUAGGCCUAAGCCUUUUAAAUUUUUUAACUAUUGGACUCAUCACCCUAAUUUCCUUGAUGUGGUUAACCAGUCCUGGUCAAAACCUGCCCUUGGAAAUCCUAUACAGAUCCUGUUCUCCAAGCUUAAGCGUGUAAAACAAAUUAAAACCCUUAGAGGGGAGGACUCUUUUGAUAAAGAGUUAUUUAUCCAAAAUGAAGUGAAAAAAUUAGAAGAAGCUGAAGCUUUAUAUUUCAGACAAAAAGCAAAAGUCCAAUGGUUAAAAGAGGGAGACAAGUGUACCAUAUUCUUCCACUCUGCUGUAGCUCUCAAAAAUAAAAGAGACAUUAUUAGAAUUCUUAUUGAUGAGCAAGGCAAUCAACUGGAAACCUAUGACCUUAUGUCUGCUGAGGUAGUCAAUUUUUUUACAAACCUGUUAGGGUUGGCAGACUCUGUUGUUAAGGGAAUUAACCCUAAUCUAUUGAAACACUUAAUUAAUUACUCUUUGACUGCUAAAAAAUCUGUUGCUCUUGUUAAAGAUGUUACAAAAGAAGAAAUCAAAGAGGCAAUUUUCUCCCAAGGGAAUGAAAAAUCCUCAGGUUCAGAUGGAUUUUCUCCCUUCUUCUUUAAAACUUCCUGGCACAUCAUCGAAAGUGAUGUUAUUGCUGCAGUCUCUCACUUUUUUUCUGACUCUUUCCUUCUUCCUGCCUUCAACGUAACUGUUAUUGCUUUGGUCCCAAAGGUUCCUAAUCAAAGUAAGGUUAAGGAUUUCAGAACAAUCUCAUGUUGUUCUGUGAUCUACAAAGCUAUCUCUAAGAUCCUAGUAAGGCGAUUGACUCUCCUCCUUCCUGACUUGGUUGCACUAAAUCAAUAA
Molecule: messenger RNA, 1392 nt
Organism: Hibiscus syriacus
Lineage: Eukaryota; Viridiplantae; Streptophyta; Magnoliopsida; Malvales; Malvaceae
Exons: 2
Coding region: 1-1392 (463 amino acids)
Molecular function (GO): catalytic activity
Source: RefSeq, a predicted model, not a curated record